This is a messenger RNA of Nicotiana attenuata, 3701 nucleotides long. RefSeq lists its product as uncharacterized. NCBI's taxonomy places the organism in Eukaryota, Viridiplantae, Streptophyta, Magnoliopsida, Solanales, Solanaceae. The record is from RefSeq and is a predicted model, not a curated record. The transcript is spliced from 2 exons. The coding region runs from base 1780 to 2376 and encodes 198 amino acids.
GCACUAUUGUGGGCUCACCUAGAGGCAAGAUAUAGAUAUGCAUCUUGAACUGAGCUGUCCAUUGGUUAUCUUUUUCACCAUUUACAUGCUUAUGUGGCUGCCACUAUGAAUAGCAAGAAUGCAUUAUUGUUGGAGACGAAGCUUCUCCAAAUCUGGAUAAAGGUUGAAGAAGGCGUGCAAAAUGGUUAGAUACAGAAUUAGGGAUUUAUUAUUUCAGCUUGUACACGUGGCAUGAUCCAGUCCAUCAAUCUCCACCUAAGUUCUCUCAUCUCACCCGUUAGGUUUAGAACAUUAAUUGACAACUGUAGGUCACUAGUUAUGUAUUCUUAUUCUUUCAUUUACACGUGUACAAAAAUAGUUAGUGGUUAGGUAGUUAGUAGAGGACACAAGUGACUAUUAUAUAUAAUUGUAUAGUACAUUUUGGAGAUCAGAUUGGGAAUACAAUUUUUAGCAUUUUGCAGAAAUUCUCUCUCUAGAAUUGCAACAUGCUAUCAGAGCUUGGGGGUGAUCCAGCUCAAAUUUCGAUUCCAAAUCUCAUCUGGUUUAUCUCUGAUUUUUUGAUCUCAAUACAACAGUGAAAUCAUUACUAAAUUUUUGAUUUCAUGCAGGUUUGAUUCUGAAAUUUUUCUUCACAAUUUCCUUUGAGAUUUCUAGGUUUUGUUUCCUUCAUUUUCUGUUGAUUUACCACUGAAAUGGCAGUACCAGCAAAAAUUAAUCCUGAUCAUCAUCAUUAUCUUCAUGCCUCUGAUUUGCCUGGGCUAGCUUUGGUCUCACCUCCAUUUGAUGGAUCUGGAUAUGGUGUUUGGAGGAAAUAUAUUUUGAUUGCAUUAUCAGCCAAAAACAAACUCUGUUUUAUUGAUGGAAGCUUGAGCAGGCCAAAGGAUGAUUCACCUGACUCGAAGUAUUGGAUCCGAUGUGAUUAUAUGGUAUUUCCUUGUGUCCUAAAUGCCUUGACCAGCGAGAUCAGACCUAGUGUAAUUCAUUCAAAAUCAUUUAGAAUUCUGUGGACACAAUUGGAGGAGAGGUAUGGACAAUCGAAUUUAGCUCAAUCUUUUGAAUUACAAAAACAACUCUUAGAAGUAGUUCAAGGCUCAAACAUAUUUGCUAAUUACUUCAACAAAAUCAAGGCUAUAUGGGAUGAGAUAGAGUUACUUGAUGCUAGAACUGUGUGUGUUUGUGUGUAUUGUAAGUGUGGUGUACUUGAAAAGAAUUAUGCCCUUGAAGAAAGGUAAAAAUUAGUGCAUUUCUUAAUGGGACUAAAUCAGACAUACACUGGGGUAAGAGGUAAUAUCAUGAUGAUGCAACCUUCACCUACAGUUGACAGAGCCUAUUACUUAUUGCUUCAAGAGGAGAGACAAAGAGAAAUUCAAUCUAUAGGACACUAUCCUAGUGACUCCAGCUCUUUUGUUGCCACACCACAGAAAUUCAAUCAAUCAUAUGGAAACUUUAACACGUUUGGUGGACAGUCUGGGAGUUCCUGUGGUGCGAAUAAUUCCCAAGCUGGGAAUUCUUUUGGUGGAUAUGGCUAUAGGAAUAACCAGGAACACAGGAAAGGGCUAUUCUGUAACUACUAUAAAAAAGUCAGGUCACAUUAUUGAGAAAUGUUUUAAAAUUCAUGCCUAUCCUCAACAACAAAAUUUCAGAAACUAUAACAGACAAGGAAGGACACAAAAUUUUGUUCAAGGACAUUCUGUGUUCUCAGAUGAACGUGUAGGACAAUUUCAUAAAAAUGAGACAUAAGCCACAAUUGGUAUUAAACAAGAACAACUUACACAAUUGAUGAAACUAUUUCAACAGGUUAAAAUUGGGCAACAGACAGUAGCAAAUUUGGAGGUCAAUGCAAAUGUCAACUGUGCUGUCCAGCAUCUGAGUCAGUUCAUGUAUACCCCUCGUGUUCCUCAUCUGGCUACUGCUGACACUGCCUUCGCUAUCUUCUUCGUGACCCUGAUUUGGGGCUUUUUAUGUCUGAUUCUCCCUCGUUUGAACUUAUUGCUUUCUGUGAUUCUGACUGGGGUUCUUGCCUUGAUUCUCGGCGUUCCAUUAGUGGUUUCUUCAUCAGUCUUGGUGGCUACCCAAUCUCGUGGAAAUCAAAGAAACAACCCUCUGUUUAUUUGUCUUCCGCGGAGGCUGAGUAUCGAUCUAUGCGUCGUGUCGUUGCUGAGCUUACUUGGCUUGUUCGUUUACUCGACGAUCUAUCCAUUCUGCCCCAAUUGCCAGUUGCUCUCCACUCUGAUAGUCAGGCGGCAAUCCACAUCGCCAAAAACCCUGUCUUUCACGAGCACACCAAACAUGUUGAGCUUGAUUGUCAUUUCGUGUGCUAGAAGUUCCAGGCCGGCCUUAUCUCGUUGUCCUUUGUACCAUCUCACUCACAGUUAGCUGAUUUUUUCACUAAGCCCCUUUCUGGGCCUCUUCAUUGGGAUUUACUUGGCAAGUUUGGAGUUCUUUCUCCCCCUCCCAACUUGAGGGGGGUGUUGGAGACGAAGCUUCUCCAAAUCUGCAUAAGGGUUGAAGAAGGUGUGCAAAAUGGUUAGAUACAGAGUUAGGGAUUUCUUAUUUCAGCUUGUACACGUGGCAUGAUCUAGUCCAUCAAUCUCCACUUAAGUUCUCUCAUCUCACCCGUUAGUUUUAGCACAUUAAUUGAUGGCUGUAGAUCACUAGUUAUGUAUUCUUAUUCUUUCAUUUAUACAUGUGUACAAAAUUAGUUAGUGGUUAGGUAGUUAGUGGAGGACACACAUGACUAUUAUACAUAGUUGUAUAGUACAUUUUGGAGAUCAGAUUAGGAAUACAAUUUUCACCAUUUUUCAGAAACUCACUCUCUAGAAUUUCAACAAUUAUUAACAUAUUAUAUGGGUUAUCUUAAUUUUCAUGAUUGUUGAAUAGAUAAUUUCGUGCUGCAUUUUAAUAUAAGCAUUUUAUUUUCCUACUCUGUUUGCCUCAUAACAGUAAGAAAGGCAAGUAUUGCACUUUGCUAUUAAUCAUGUUUCAAUGUUAUUCUACUUUGUUUGCCUCGUAAAAGUAAAGAGAAUUCAAGUGAAAUAAUUCUAGGUAUGAUAAGUAGUUGACUCCCUCAAAGAACUCUCAUGUGCUAAAAAAUUGCAGACUAUGAUUUUAUCUUCCCAAUUGUGCGCUUUAACUUGAUUAAACGAAAAAUUUACCUUAAAUACUAAGGUAAAUUUUAAUUCUGGAGCAUUUGGACAAGGUAUAUUUCCCUCGGUAUUAAUUAUGUGAAACAUGAAACAAAGCUCUCUAAACUAUUAAAGAAACCAUAUCUUAUUUUUGGGACUACAAUCUGUUAUUUAAGAUUUUCUUUCACUUUAAAUGUCAAGAACUUUAUCUUAGCCUCUUUCUUCUAAAGUUAUGAAAUUUCCCAAUGUUAAUUUUCCAGUUUAGAUGCCUAGUGUUUGUCUUGGUGUGACUUAUUCUACUAGGACCUCAAUUCUCUCCCAAUUUUUUAGAUAUUUCUAACUGCUUAUAUUAUGAUUUAGCCUUAGUUGAGAAGCACAUAAUGAGAGAAAUGGUACAAUCUUUUUGGCGCAGAAGCUAAUUUUACAGGCAUACAUCUUGAUCUAGACCUCAUUGUGGUUAUUUUUUGUAUUGUUUAUAGUUUCUAAGAUAGCAAUAGUGUUGGGGAUGCGUUAACCGAUCAUGUUCAAUAAAACAUAAUUUUUUCAUUUAUAUGGACAUAUAAAUUCUUAUGUCUC